Penaeus monodon (black tiger shrimp) is the source of this 1404-nucleotide messenger RNA. RefSeq lists its product as uncharacterized. The record is from RefSeq and is a predicted model, not a curated record. NCBI's taxonomy places the organism in Eukaryota, Metazoa, Arthropoda, Malacostraca, Decapoda, Penaeidae. The transcript is spliced from 4 exons. Bases 612 to 1118 code for a protein of 168 amino acids.
CUUAAAAUUAAAAUAAUUUCUUAAGGACAUAUAGACAGAAUGUAUUUGUCAGUCAUCCUUCUUUUUCUUUAUAGAUUUUUACUUAUGAUAGAAAAACGGCACCAGAGAUCAUCGAGAAAGAACAAAAUGAUUAUAUCAAGAAAAAUGAAGAUCAUUUUGCUAAGCUAAUUGCUGAGGUAAAGAAAAGAAGAGCAGAUGCCAAGAGAGCAAAGGAGUCGAAGAAGGAGCAAUCAGAGGAAGUGAAUACGAAAUCUGAAGAAGGAAAUGUGGCUCUUAAUGCAGGAAAGAGCAGGUUGCGUCCUAAAAGUACGAGUGAGGAUGAUGAGCUCAAGAGUAGAAAUAAUGAAAGUGAGAGAGAACAGCAGACAGGCAAAAUUAAAAAAUUAUUUUCUCUGUUUAACUCUAACACAUUAACAGAUGGUGUUCUUAGUGAACAAGAGAAAUCCAAAGAAAAUUGUGUAAAUGAUAGUACAGUUUCUGAUGGUGAAAUUCCUGAAAAUAAUGAUGAAAUCAGAAGUGCCAAAGUAAAUUUAGUAGAACCACCUCUGACAUCUAGCACUGUGAAUAGACAGAAAGUUGAUAAAGAUGGAUUUUCAACUGUAAAAAAUAUAAUGGAAGAAUCCUGUGAAAACACUGUGGUAGAACCCAGUCCAGACUUUUUUUCUGGAAGUCCAGCAGGUUCACAAUCAAGUUGUGGUAGCUUUAGUUUGCUCCAAGACUGUGAUCCUCUCAUCAUACAAAAUCCUGAGCUUCUAGGAGAUAAUUUAGAAGAAAAUGAAGAUGAAGACAUAAUUCCAGGCCAUCAGCCUGAAAGCUGCUCAGAUGAUCAGGAAUCUGUGAAGACCCCAAGCCCACAGUUAGGGAGAAGAUCUACCAGAAGCAACAAGACAUUUGGUGCACUCCCUGUGCCAGCCUUGCAGGAGUUGGGCCCAGAGACACAGUCACUUUUGGAGGACUCUCAAGGGGACCCAGACUACAUACCAUCUCAACUACUAGAUGCUGUAGAUCCCGAGGACAUAGACUUAAAUCCCUCACAAAGUCAGACAAGAAGAUCAACUCGGAAGCGCAAGGUUGCCCAGGAUGCUCUCACCAAGGCAACAAGGAGAAGAAAGAGAUAAAUCAAGAGUAAUAAAAAAUAGAGUAAAUGUGCUAGUACAAAUAUUUGUUUCCAUAAAUGAUGUAUACAAAGAAAAAAAUAUUUUAUGUACACAACUUAAUAUUUUUUUUAAUAAUGUAAUGUUUAUUUUAUAUUAACUUCAUAAUAAUUUACAGUGGAAAGAAAGUUUGACUGGAAGAAGAAAUAGAUGUACUUGGGGUAUGGUCAUGGAUAUUUUCAGUCACAGCAUUUAAUAAUAGGGUACAAGACCGUGUCUGUAGUUUAUUUAAAUAUAUGAAAAAAUACAA